AUGACUGUGUUGAGUCCACUGGGACAAUCUAUUAGGGUGAAUAAGUUGUUCAGAGAUGUGCCCUUAGAGGUUCAAAGGGUGGUCUUUCCGGCAGAUUUGAUGGAACUGUCGUUUGGGGAAUUUGCUAUUUUAUUGGGCAUGGAUUGGCUAGUGAAGCACCGUACGAAAUUAGAUUGUGCUGCUAAACGUGUGGUGUUGAAGUCUAUGGAGGAUGAGAAGGUGAAUAUGAUAGAGGAACGAAGGGAUUAUCUGUCUAAUGUGAUUUUUGCGUUAAGGGCCGAGAAACUAGUUCGCAAGGGUUGUGAGGCGUUCCUGGCUUGUGUUAAUAUUUCUGAAUCUAAAGGUCUUUUUGUUGGGGAUGUCAGAACUGUUAAGGAGUUUUUGGAUGUAUUUCCUGAAGAGCUUCCGGGGUUGCCUCCAGACUGUGAGGUUGAAUUCGGCAUUGAGCUCCUAGCAAGAACAGCUCCGGUGUCCAUUGGCCUUUAUAGGAUAGCACCGAAGGAACUGGUGGAGUUAAAGGCUCAAAUUCAAGAGCUACUGGACCCAGGAUUCAUUCGACCGAGUGUGUCUACAUGGGGAGCACUAGUGUUGUUUGUGAAGAAGAAGGACGGAUCGAUGCGCACGUGCUUCGAUUAUCGUCAAUUGAACAAAUUGACUAAACCACCAAAGACAGUAUCUGAGAUUCGAAGCUUUCUGGGUCUGGCUGGGGAUUACAAACGUUUUGCUGAAGGAUUUUCAUUGAUUGCUACACCUCUAACUAAGUUACUGCGUAAAGGGGUACCGUUCAAUUGGAUUGAUAAACAGCAAGAGAGUUUUGAGAAACUGAAGGAUGUUUUGACUAAGGCCCCUGUUUUGAUACAGCCGAAGUCUGGGAAGGAAACUACUGUCUACAGUAAUGCGUCGCACAUUGGAUUAGGUUAUGUGUUGAUGCAAGAGGGUAAGGUGAAACCGACUUGGACUGAUCAAAUUAAGAUGAAACAGUUACUGGAUGAGUCGUUAGUUCCUCAUUUUCGACAAGUCAAGAAUGGUGAGACUAUAGAUUUUGGGCUGAAUAGUGAAAGAGUGUUGUGUUUCCGUGGAAGAGUGUGUAUACCGAUGGAUUCUGAUAUGAGACAGUCUAUACUACAAGAGGCGCAUAGUAGUCCAUAUGCUAUGCAUCAUGGCAGAAACAAUUUAUACCGAGAUCUUCGUGAGCUAUACUGGUGGCCAGGGUUAAAACUCGAAGUUACUGAUUAUCGUAAGGAGAUUGAGUACUCUAUGGAGGAUUAUGUCUUUCUUAAAUUCUCACCAUGGAAGAAAAUUUUGAGGUUUGGGCGGAAGGGCAAGCUUAGCCCUAGGUUUAUUGGAUCUUAUCGAAUAGUUAAGGGUGUGGGACCGAUCUUUUAUCAACUUGAACUGCCUCCAGAGCUGGAUAGGAUUCAUGAUGUGUUUCACAUUUCAAUGCUAAGGUGGUAUCGUUCUAAUCCCUCGCACAUAGUGUCGGUCGAGGGAAUCGAGGUUAGGCCUAAUUUGACUAUCGAGGAAGAAUCAGUGCAAAUAUUGGAUUGUGACAUUAAAGUGCUAAGAAAUAAAUCUGUUCCACUAGUUAAAGUACUUUGGCAUAAUCAUAGUUCAGAGGAAGCCACGUGGGAGCCUGAAGAGGAGAUGCAGCAGCAAUACCCUCACCUUUUUUGA
This is a messenger RNA of Gossypium arboreum, 1674 nucleotides long. RefSeq lists its product as uncharacterized. The record is from RefSeq and is a predicted model, not a curated record. The coding region runs from base 1 to 1674 and encodes 557 amino acids. NCBI's taxonomy places the organism in Eukaryota, Viridiplantae, Streptophyta, Magnoliopsida, Malvales, Malvaceae. The transcript has 4 exons.